AUGAGUUGCGGGUCCAAACAGACUAUGAUGUACAGCAAAGGGAGAAGCUCCAGUAGUAGUGGUGGUGGAGUAAGGGUAGCUUCAGGAGCCUCUGGGAGAGGUGCCUCUUCUGCUGUAGGUAGUGUUGGAUGUGGUGUGUCUGGGAGGACCUUUUCCAGUGGAGUCUCUUAUGGAGUGGGCCUGAGUGGAGGAAGUUGCACUGAUAGUGGCUUUGGAGGAAAUGUGUUAGGAGGGAGCUAUGCAUAUGGUUCUGGUGGUGGGUUUGAUGGGGGCAGUUUCCGCUUUGGGCAAGUUGGUGGUGGCUUUGGCAUCUUCAAGGAAGCCCCCUCGAUCUCCUGUGAUGAGAAGUUUACCAUGCAGAACCUCAAUGACCGCCUGGCCUCUUACUUGGACAAAGUGCGACAACUUGAGAAGGAAAAUGCUGAACUUGAACAGAGAAUUAAUCAGUGGUAUGACCAACAAGGCCCACCUUUUGACCCAAAGGAUUAUAACUGUUAUUAUCAAAUAAUUGAAGAGCUCCAGAAGAAGAUUCUUUCUGCCACUGUGGAUAAUAGUAAGCUUACCCUGGAUAUUGAUAAUAACCGCAUGACUGCUGAUGACUUCAGGUUGAAGUAUGAAACUGAGCUGGCUCUUUGGCAGAAUGCGGAAGCUGAUAUCAAUGGAUUGCGCCAGGUCCUGGAUCAACUGACUCUCUGUAGAUCUGAUUUGGAGGCACAACUUGAAUCCCUCCGGGAAGAGCUGUGCUGUCUCAAGAAGAAUCAUGAAGAGGAAAUUAAACGUCUGAAGAACCAGACUUGUGGUGAUGUUAGUGUGGAAGUUAAUUCUUGCCCAGGUCCAGAUCUGAAGAAGGUUCUGGAAGAAAUGAGAUGUCAGUAUGAAACCAUGAUUGAGAACAACCGUAAAGAAGUUGAGCAGUGGUAUGAACGCAAGGUGGAAGAAGUGAAUCGGGAGGUCUGCAACAGCAGCAAAGAGGUUGAAGAUUGCAACAACCAAGUUGUGGACCUAAAACGUCAACUGAAAACCUUAGAAAUUGAUUUGCAGGCUCAACUUUGCCUGAGGGAGUCGCUGCAAGACUCUUUGGCUGAGACUGAAUGUCGCUAUAAUACCCAACUGGCUGAAAUACAGAACCAGAUAUCUUGUGUGGAACAGCAACUGGCAGAGUUGAGAGCAGAGAUGGAGUGCCAGAAUCGAGAAUAUAGAGAACUUCUAGAUGUCAAGUGUCGCCUGGAACAAGAGAUCCAGACGUAUCGCUGCCUAUUAGAGGAAGGGCAGCAAGACAUUACGUAG
Python bivittatus (Burmese python) is the source of this 1287-nucleotide messenger RNA. RefSeq names its product keratin, type I cytoskeletal 19-like. The record is from RefSeq and is a predicted model, not a curated record. Gene Ontology annotation, cellular component: cytoskeleton. Gene Ontology annotation, molecular function: structural molecule activity. Gene Ontology annotation, biological process: epithelial cell differentiation; intermediate filament organization. Lineage: Eukaryota; Metazoa; Chordata; Lepidosauria; Squamata; Pythonidae.